This is a messenger RNA of Esox lucius (northern pike), 8247 nucleotides long. It is a transcript of the gene impg2b, whose product is annotated as interphotoreceptor matrix proteoglycan 2b. Gene Ontology annotation, biological process: visual perception. Gene Ontology annotation, molecular function: heparin binding; hyaluronic acid binding. The transcript has 21 exons. The coding region runs from base 229 to 7086 and encodes 2285 amino acids. The record is from RefSeq and is a predicted model, not a curated record. NCBI's taxonomy places the organism in Eukaryota, Metazoa, Chordata, Actinopteri, Esociformes, Esocidae.
AUCUGCUUACCUGAGCCAAGCUAGGGAGCUGUCUUCAGCACUGCAACCACAUCCCGAUACACUGGGGGGGAUAGCCUAGCCCCAGCAUAAAUUAUCAGGGAGAAUAGCUUUAUUGUUUGCAGCAUGCUAUCAAUUGAAUGGAGAGUAUACAAAACUUUCCCGCUGAUGAACUGAGAAGUAUAUAGAACAUUCUAUCUAGACUGGGGUUGUGUCUUGGAUCGUUUGAAAAUGACGUCUCCAUCAAGGAACUGUGUCUUAUGGGUCGUGAGUGCCUUCCUUCUGAGAGGAUACAUUGCCACAGAGGCGUCCCAUGAGAUUGCAAUUAGUAGUGGCUUGGUAGUAAAACAAGUGACUUUUCCAAGGAUCUCAAGCCAGCUGGUGGCCGAUAAGAGUCUGGAGACUUUGGCCCAAAAGUCAUACAAAGGAAAUGGUGCAAUUUCUAGAAGAAAGCGGAAUAUUCUUUUUCUUAAUGGAGUGAAACUUUGUUCACAAGAAACGGUGGAUCAAGCAAUAGAAAACCACCUGAUGUACUUCCACCAGCGAGUGUGUCAGGAGACAGUGUGGGAGGCAUUCAAAAUCUUUUGGGACCGUCUACCUGAGAGAGAUGAGUACCAGACCUGGGUUAACAUAUGCCAGGAUGGAACAUUUAGCGUGAUGGAGAUCGGAAGGAACUUCAGCCAAUCAGAGGAACACAUUUCUCUUGUUAGGACUAGAGUGGCAAUGACUGCUGCUUCGAAUAGUGAGCCCACCAGCUCAGGGUCCAAAGUGUGCAGUCCAACGGAAGCAACUCCAGCAGAAGAAGAAUCGAUCACCACCCGAAAAGAUUAUGAAGUCAUUGCCACACAACUUAACACAUUCCCAACCAUUCGAGGAGACAUUGACAUUAUCCCUGACACUACUGCCAAGCCAGUUAAAAAGAUCACAGAGGUGGUUUACAGAGAAAUUCCUAAUGAAGUGACCAAAGACACUGCAAACAACAUCACCUCAGAGAUGACUGAUGAAACAAUUCAGGAGAUUGGAAGGGAUGUCACUACCGAAGCUGCUUUCAGCAUCAUCCCCGAAACUGCAGUUGAAGUCAUCACUGACACAAGUAAAAAUUAUUCUGAUCUAGUGGUUGAUAUGGCUCCUGUUGAUGAACCAUCCAGUGCUACCACAAACGACACUGUAGAGAUCACUUUAAAACCUAUUGUCACUGUCAUCCACCAGCCCAUUGAUGAUGUUGAUGAGGAAAUGGAAAAGACAACAAUUUUAAAUAUUAAAGACAAUAAAGUAGAGGAUUCAGCAGAAGCCGCUGUAGAGGUCCCAUCAGAGGCUGCCAUUGAGAUCACUGUAGAGGCCACAGACAAGGAAGUACCAGAACCUGAAAGAGAAUUGAUCCCUGAAUCAUCUUUGGAAGGCAUUUCGGAGGCCCCUUUGGAUGCGGAUGCAGAGGUCACUUUGGAAGACACUUCAAAUGCUUCUACUGAGGAAACAUCAGAAGAUCCUGCAGAUGAGGAGGAUAUCAAAGAGGAUACAGCUGAAAUAACUUUAGAAGUUUCUACAGAGCUGACUUCAGAGACUACUGAUGAAGCAGCUCCAGCAGAGUUGAUACCAGAUAGUUCUCUAGAGGACACAUCCGAGACUACAGAUGAGAAACCUGAAUCUACUCUGAUUCCAGAUGUUUUUCUAGAGGAUACUACAGAGACUACAGAUGAGGAAAAUGCAGCAGUGUUAAUUCCAGAUUUUUCUCCGGAGGGAACUUCAGAAACUAUAAUUGAGGAACCUACAUCAAUGUGGAUUCCAGGUGUUUCUCUAAAAGAUACCACAGAGACUACAGAUGAGGAAGAUGCAGCAGUGUUGAUUCCAGAAGUUUCUCCAGAGGAAACGACAGAAACCACAAUUGAGGAACCUGCAUCAAAGUUGAUUCCAGAUGUUUCUCUAGAGGAUACAACAGAGACUACAGAUGAGGAAGUUCCAGCAGAAUUGAUUCCACAAGUUUCUCCAGAGGGAACUUCAGAAACUACAGUUGAGGAACCUGCAUCAAAGUUGAUUCCUGAUGUUUCUCUAGAGGAGACCACAGAGACUACAGUUGAGGAAGAUGCAGCAGUGAUGAUUCCAGAAGUAUCUCCAGAGGGAACUUCAGAAACUACAGUUGAGGAACCUGCAUCCAAGUUGAUUCCUGAUGUUUCUUUAGAGGAGACCACAGAGACUACAGAUGAAGAAGAUGCAGCAGCGUUGAUACCAGAAGUUUCUCUGGCGGGACCUUCAGAAACUAUAAUUGAGGAAACUGCAUCAACGUUGAUUCCAGAUGUUUCUCUACAGGAUACUACAGAGACUACAGAUGAGGAAAAUGCAGCAGUGUUGAUAACAGAUGUUUCUCUGGAGGGAACUUCAGAAACUACAGUUGAGGAACCUGAAUCAAAGUUGAUUCCAGAUGUUUCUCCAGAGGAAAAUUCAGAAACUACAGAUGAGGAAGGUAAAGCAAAUUUGAUUCCAGAUGUUUCUCCAGAGGGCACUUCAGAGAUCACAGAUGAAGAAGUUAAAACAGAGCUGAUUCCAGAUGUUUCUCUAGAGGUCACUUCAGAGCCUUCAGAUGAGGAAGAUGCAGCAGAGUUGAUUCCAGAAGUUUCUGCAGAGAGUACCUCAGAGCCAGAGCUGGUGGUAAUGUCUGAAGCCACAACGGAAAUCCCUUCAGUGGAUUCAGUUGGAGAUGUCACCUCAGAUGCUACAGUGAAUGUUGCCCCACAAUACACUAAAGACAUUUUAGACAAAGUAAUCCCAGAUCCCACAACAUAUUUGAUUAUAGCAAGUAGUGAGGAGAUAACUCCAGAGACUGUACUAGAGGAUACUUUGGCCACUUCUACCAAUGAAGUUGUCAUAGAGAUUGGUCCAGAGGAAGACCUUACAAGUAGAAAACUAGAAGAGGCCAAUCCAGCGGGUGUAGGGCAGAUCACUGAAGAAAUAACAUUUGAGGCUGAAGUCACUUCUGAAGCUGAAGUAGAGAUGGAGGUAGUUACUGUGGAGAUCACUCCAGAGGCUGAAGUACAGAUUGUUCCUGAGGAUAUAGUGGAACUGUCAGAAUCAGACAAAAUCAAAGUUAAAGUAGAGUUAACUCCAGAGUCUCCUGAAGAAGUUCCACAGAAAGGGGAAAAGGACCCUUUGAUGACUGUAGUUGAAGACACUCCAGAGGCUGUCGAAAAAAUUCAGCCAGAAACUGAAGAUAUAACUCCUGCUUCUGUUGUAAAAGACACAACUGAAAUGGUUUUAGAGACUUCAAAAGAGUUAACACUAGGGGCUUCAAAAGAGGAAACGACAGAACCUUCAGAGAAGGAAACUCCAGAGGCUUCAGAAGCGAUCAUUUUUGUAAAGGAAAAAGGAACAGAGGCUUCUGAAGAAAUAAUUCCAAAAGCUACAAAAUAUACUAUUCUAGAGGCUUCAGAGGAAAUCCCUUCAGAGGUUCCAAGUGAGGUUCCUCCAGAAACUGUUAAUGGGAUAACUACAGAGGCUGCGACCACGUCCACACCAAAGGCUGCAAAGGAGGCAGCUGUGGAGGUUACUCGUGAGGUCAUCACAGUUUUGACGGACAUAGAGGAGAACAACAAUGGUGAUCGUUAUAGGAACAUGGAGGAGAACAAUAAUGGUGAUCAUUAUAGGGUCACAGGAGAACUUCAUGAAACAAACAAUGGCUUCUUAGGGAUUCAAGAUAUCAUACAAGAGGUGGAAAACACACUGGGUAAUGAGAUUGAGGACAUCAUGAAGAGGCCAUCCAGACCUACGAAGGAGCAGGUGGUGGAGCUCAGCAUUCAGCUGAAGGGAGAGAGCUACAAAGAUGCUCUGAGAGACCCCUCUAGCCACUACUACCAACGCAUGGCCAAACACUUCACUGAUAAGAUUGAAGAUGCACUGGGACGGUUACCAGGAUUCAAGAAGGUAUUUGUGGUUGAAUUCAGGCCUCAGAAGGACCUCCAAAGGGGCAUCUUGGCUGUGGUAGUCCACUACGCUGUGAUUCUGGAGGUGGAUGGAACAGGCAUCAGUAGUGAGACUAUGGACUACAUCAACCUCCAGUCCAACAUGGUGGAGAAGUCUUACCGAGAUGGUAUUGAACACCCCACUGUGAUCUACACCAUCACUGAUUUCAGAAACUACAUCACUGAAGCUCUGCACAAGGACAACUUCAUGAGCAACACCACUCUGGCUCUGGACCCUGCCUCUGUGAAGAUACAGCCAGUGGAUGAAUUGUUGCUGGCAGGGAAACCCACCACCAAACCAGAAGAAUCAAAUGACUUUAUGGACAACGCUCUUGCUGCAGAGAAACCACCUGAUGCUCCAGGCCAGGACUUGGAUGUUGAUGACAUCAUCCUAAAGAAGGAUGAUUUCCUCUUUCCUGUGGAACCGUGGAAAGGGCCUGGGAAUAUGGUGGCCAGUGAAAACGAUGUAAUCAUUCUAGAUGAAACCACCUCGCCGCCGGUCACAACGUUUGGCCCUGCCGAGAAUAAUGGAAAGAUUGAAGAAGAGGGAUUUCUUCUUCUCAGCAACACUCAGGAAACCUCGGAUGCUUCCAAUGGGGACAGUGGUGCAGAAGGCCCCUCCACACCCCUCCCUUCACAGCCGCAAACCACAGAGCCCCCAGUCCCAGCACCUCCCAGAGCAGACCAUGAUUUGGAUGAUGGCUCUGGCUCCAGUUCCUCUGGGGAUGACCAAGGCACUGACGUCUUACCAUGGAUGCCUGUGAAAACUGAGGAGACCUUGCACUCUGAGGCGGAAGAGGACCAGGAGGAGGGGGAUUCUGUGGUGGGGGAGGUGCAUUUAUUAGAUCCAGAAGUGGAACCAACUGAGGGAGAGAGAGAGGAGGAGAAGGCUGAAGAGAUCACAGAUUCUGUUCUGCCUGAAUCUCCAGAAGAUUUAGGGCCUUUUGAGUCCCAUGCAGAAUCUGCCUCAGAGAAAGAGCCAGAAGAGGUUUUCUUGGACAGACUGCCAGUGACCCAGGACAUUAGUACCCACCCUGACUACACAACAACCGCUGAAGCCCCUGUGUUUUGGAGUGCAGAAACCCUGACCGUGGAGCUCUCCAUGCAGACACUGGGGGCCUCUGGGAUUUAUGAAGAUUAUUACCCCAGUGAACCAUUCACCAUCCUACCACAAGUUACCGAUUAUCCCUAUCCUCAGUAUUACACCCCUGAGGCCUCGGUGUUGACAGAGUCAGCCACUGAGAGCCAUGGUUCCAUUGAAGAGCUGCCUAGGGCAACCAGCCCACACAAUUCGGAAGUCCCCGCAACCACAGAGUCACCUGCCUUCGUAGACACAGAGUUAUUCACAAUCAAGGAAUCCAUCUUCGACAUGAUCACAGCCGAACGACCAGAGGCCGAAGCCUACACAGACAAGCCUUUACUCUUCGUUCCCAAUCCUGAGGAUGAAGACAGACUGGUGAAGGUCCUCGAGGAUGAAAGGGCAGAAGUGGCAGAGGCAUUGACCUCAGCAAUCCCGGUCCUUGACAUCUCAGAGGAGGACCAAGCUCAAGAUGAAAUCCUUGUAAAUUUGGCUACAGCAGCUCCAGUGAUCAAGUCACAAAGCAUCUCAUCCCCAGAGAAGGAGUCUCCAUUCACACGCAUAUCAGACUCUGCACCAGAAGAAGAAGCAACACAUGAUCCACCCACCACGGAAAUCUCACCAAAUGACGUCAAAGUUGAAAGUGACACACCUGAAAUCUCUGAGAAACCUGAAAUUGUCCUAACAACCUUACCUUCGUCAUUCCAACCCACACUCAGAUCUACUGAAAACACGAUUGAGGCAGCAGGAGAGUCAGAUAUUAGGACUGAAGAGGUAGAUGUCAGCAUCGAGUUAACCUCCACUUCCCCAGAUCACUACACAUACGAAAUGGAAGCUGACCCUUCAAUCCACAAGUUUGAAGACAACGGAACAGACACGCCCGUAACGUCCACUGACGUGACCAUUGACUCGUUCGACAUCUACGAUGGGUCAAGUCGCAUGGACGGAGACAGCAGCGGCUACUCCGCCCAUGCAUCAAACAUGGGUGCCAUUGCCAUGCCGACCAGCCCCGGAAAAGAUCUGAUGGUGUUUUUCAGCCUGAGGGUGACCAACAUGAUGUUUUCUGAGACCCUAUUCAACAAGAGCUCCAAAGAGUACAAAGCCCUGGAGCAUAGGUUCCUGGAACUGCUUGUCCCUUACCUUCAAUCUAACCUUAGCAACUUCCAAAAUCUGGAGAUCUUGAAUUUCCGAAACGGCAGCAUUGUGGUGAAUAGCAGAAUGAAGUUUGGGAAGCCAGUCCCUCAGGGGGUUACCAACACAGUCUAUCUCAUCCUAGAGGACUUUGCUAAUUCAGCUUUCCAGACCAUGAACCUAUCUAUAGACAAAUACUCACUGGAUGUGGAAUCAGGCGACCAGGCGGACCCCUGCAAGUUCCAGGCGUGUAAUGAGUAUUCAAAGUGUACAGUGAACCGCUGGUCCGGGGAGGCGGAGUGCGUGUGUAAUGCGGGCUACUUUAGUGUGGACGGACUACCGUGCCAGAGCAUCUGUGACCUGCAGGAGGACUUCUGUCUCAACGAUGGGAAGUGUGACAUCAUCCCCGGCAAGGGGGCCAUUUGCAGAUGUCGUGUAGGGGAGAACUGGUGGUUCCGCGGGGAACACUGUGAGGAGUACGUCUCGGAGCCUUUGGUGGUUGGCAUUGCCAUAGCGUCGGUAGCCGGUUUCUUAUUGGUGGCCUCUGGAGUGAUCUUCUUCCUAGCCAGGACGCUGAGAGACGGUUAUGACAAGGAUGAUUCAGAGGACCCUCUACGGGAUGGGGACAGUUUGCCCUCAUUAGAGAGAGCCACCAAGUUCAACCCCAUGUAUGAGAGUGAUUCUGCCAUGACUGAGUGCUACCGACGCUAUGAAAACGGCGUGCCUCAACACAGCGCGGGCAGUGCCAACAUCUCUGUGGAGGUCAGCCGGGACGAGAUUCUCCAGAUUUCCGACAGCGCUGAGCUCACCGCGGAGCAAAUUCAAGAGCGCCUGAGGAUGUUCCAGCUCUAUAACAAAGACCUGCGGUUUGCAGACUUCAUUCGGCAGCAUCAAAUAGCGACCGACAGAAGUGCCAGGUCCGAUACAUAGACAAACCACAGAGCUAGCUGCUCACUGUGAAACUCAAGAAACAUGCCUUUGUCUUUGACUUUGAAGGAGGAACAUGUCUUCUGUCGCCAUGGUGCUUCUAAUGGGCUUUGCAGAAUGAUCAGACGAUGAGGAUAGCUAUUUAAAAAAAAAGUCUUCUCUAUGAGGGGUGGUUUGUUGGGGUCUCUUGCGACGUCUCACUGAUUCUAUUCCUAUUACCUGAUAUUUUUCUAAACGGUAGAGUGUGCUGUAAAUACUUUUGCAUGAUUCUUGUCAUUAUAUUUAUUUUUCUUCUGUCAUCACAGCCAUCACCUUAUUCUAAUAGCUAGCUUCCUGCUGAGCUAGCCAUUAAAUCUAGAUAGUGUUACAGUCAAAGAGGUUUACUGUUCUGCACCUCUUACACAAAGGACAGUCUUCAUCUGUUGUGUUUUUAGCGAGUUUGGACGCGUGGGUCUCUUCCCCUUUUGUUCUCUUUUCUUCGUCAGUGCCUUCACUUGGUUCAGUUUGCACUGCGGGGUUUCGUGUUGUGUCCUGAAACAUAACAGCUCCUGGCAGGACCCUGAAGGUGCACCGGAUGUCACUGGAAGGCCACCACCCCGAAUGUAAACUAACUCCUGAGUGGGUUUCAAAGGCAAACCGAAUACUUCCACAUUUGGAAAACCAAAUAUCCUGUUUGCUAGAUUUAUUUAAACAUGAUAAUUUGAAGGAAACAAAUUUAAGAUUAUCAUUUGUCUAGACAGAAAUUUAUAUUUAACAAUUUAAAUGAAUAUAAAUUUAUAUACUGGCAUUGUGAUAGUUAGUAACCCCUUUUGGACAUGCCCAAUGAAGAUAUGUUCCUCUGUCUUCUAAUUUCUCUGAUCUGAUAGCUGCCGCUUUGGGUUUAUCCACAUAUUCUGUGUAUACGCCAUAAAUACUCCAUUACCAAGCCUUUGUAAGUACUAAGAGUCAACUGUAUUCAUCCAUGUGUUUUGAUUAACCAAUUUUCCGCCACCCAAAAGGGGUUAAAUGUGUAUCUUGUCUUUGGUGUGUUUUUCUAUGUGUUUUGUAUGUUUUCUCUUAGAUUGGAAAUUAACAGGGCAGUGUAAUGCCCAGUUUUGUGUAUUUUAGACAAACAGUUGCAAAUGUUCUUUUUAUAAUAAAAUUACAAUAUUUUUUACAAUAUUA